Vitis riparia (riverbank grape) is the source of this 954-nucleotide messenger RNA. RefSeq lists its product as uncharacterized. The record is from RefSeq and is a predicted model, not a curated record. The coding region runs from base 34 to 564 and encodes 176 amino acids. Lineage: Eukaryota; Viridiplantae; Streptophyta; Magnoliopsida; Vitales; Vitaceae. The transcript is spliced from 2 exons.
UCUCUUCUUUUGUUCAUUGAAUGGUUUUGGAACAUGAAUAUGAUGAGUAUUAUCAUGAUGAGAACUCCACUUCUCAUGUCUUUCUUUGUCUUUCUUCAGCUUCUUGCUAUUCUUGCUCAUGCAAGAACUUUAUCAGAGAAUUCGUGGAAUAUGUUCACACAAAGUACUAAUUUGAAGAUGCCCACAAGUCUUCAACCUCCAUCUCCAGUAGAAAAGAAGAAAACAGGCGCCUCUACUUGUGCUCCAGAGAGUUCUUCAUGCAGCAAAUUCAUGAGAAUCACCCAAUAUCAAAGGCCCUCAACAUCUCCCCCUCCACCCCCAAAAUCACCAUUUGGGCCCGUUCCAAGCUCAAGACCUUCUCCUGCAGAGUGUCUCCGCAGUUCGUCGACGCCCCUACCAAGAAAUACUUCUCCUUGUUUAGCAGAGAGACUAUGCAUUAGAUUCAAGACAAACUAUUGUGGAAAGAGGUCGUCAUCAAGCACUCCCACAUCUCCUGCAUCCUCAUCGCUAGUGCGCCAUGUAAAGAGAAUAGAUUCUUAUCCUUGUUCAGCAAAAAGUCUGUAACAAAUUCUGGAACAUGAUGGACAACAAGAGGUCAUAACCUGUAGUAUCAUGGUUAAAAUCACCUCCUAGUCUGAGCCUAGCUUCAUCUUGAUAUGAUUCAAUCUUGUAAUGGAUAGAAUACUCCAUUUUCUCGGGGAAAAGCAGCUAGAAAAGGACCUAUAUGCCAUCAAGAGUGUUAGGUAUAUAUACUAGGUUAAAAUGAUAGAUAUUCUUAGAUAUACUUCAGUAUAGAAGUAUAGUAUGAUGGAUAUUCCUGUACUUUAGUAUCAGACAUCUUUCUGCUUUUAGAGUAAGGGUACUUUCUGUAUUUCGUAGCUAGCACAUCUAAAUGUCUACUGGUUGAUCUAUCUAAAAUUUUCUCAAGAGUUUAUGCGGUCCCAAACUUUUUAA